This is a messenger RNA of Lepus europaeus (European hare), 2349 nucleotides long. RefSeq names its product abhydrolase domain containing 17B, depalmitoylase (gene ABHD17B). Bases 86 to 952 code for a protein of 288 amino acids. The transcript is spliced from 4 exons. Gene Ontology annotation, molecular function: palmitoyl-(protein) hydrolase activity. Gene Ontology annotation, cellular component: endosome membrane; plasma membrane. The record is from RefSeq and is a predicted model, not a curated record. Lineage: Eukaryota; Metazoa; Chordata; Mammalia; Lagomorpha; Leporidae. Gene Ontology annotation, biological process: protein depalmitoylation.
GCCCGGUCGAGGACACCGCGUCGGCGGAGCUCUCCCACCGACCCUCGGGCUCGGCGCCUCGGCCGCGGCCGCUCAGGUGCAGAAGAUGAAUAAUCUUUCAUUUAGUGAACUAUGUUGCCUCUUCUGCUGUCCACCUUGCCCAGGGAAAAUUGCUUCAAAAUUAGCAUUUUUGCCACCUGAUCCAACCUACACACUGAUGUGCGAUGAAAGUGGAAGCCGCUGGACUUUACACCUCUCUGAACGUGCAGACUGGCAGUACUCUUCUAGAGAAAAGGAUGCUAUUGAGUGUUUCAUGACUAGAACCAGUAAAGGCAACAGAAUUGCCUGUAUGUUUGUGCGUUGCUCACCCAAUGCCAAAUACACUUUACUCUUCUCACAUGGAAAUGCUGUUGAUCUUGGUCAGAUGAGCAGCUUUUACAUAGGACUGGGAUCACGAAUUAAUUGUAAUAUAUUCUCAUAUGAUUAUUCUGGAUAUGGUGCAAGUUCUGGGAAGCCAACAGAGAAGAACCUUUAUGCGGACAUUGAAGCUGCUUGGCUUGCUCUUAGGACAAGGUAUGGCAUUCGCCCUGAAAAUGUGAUUAUAUAUGGCCAAAGUAUAGGGACAGUACCAUCUGUGGAUCUUGCUGCUCGGUAUGAGAGUGCUGCUGUUAUUCUUCAUUCUCCUUUGACCUCAGGAAUGCGGGUUGCUUUUCCUGAUACCAAGAAGACCUACUGUUUUGAUGCAUUCCCAAACAUUGACAAAAUCUCUAAGAUAACCUCUCCAGUAUUAAUAAUUCAUGGGACUGAAGAUGAAGUCAUUGACUUUUCACAUGGCCUCGCAUUGUUUGAGCGUUGCCAAAGACCUGUGGAGCCUCUGUGGGUUGAAGGUGCAGGUCACAAUGAUGUGGAACUUUAUGGACAGUACCUUGAAAGGUUGAAACAGUUUGUGUCACAGGAACUGGUAAAUUUGUAAAAUACUCUGUAAAUUUGCAUACUGGUUUUCCUUUUCAUGCUGAACUGCACUCUUUGGUAAAUAAAGUAAAACCUGAAGGUUUUGUUUGCAAAUCAUGUCAGUUGCCUUUAUAAAUGUACAGGUAAUGAUUUGUUAACAGACUUAAUGAAGGUUUUAAUUACCAAACUAGAAACUGGAAAUAACAGUAUCAUGCAGUCAGGCUAUAAUUUAUAUUUUUUCUGUGAAUUUUUUUUUAAACAUCAGGAUGAGUACUGUAUGAAAUUUUAAUUAAUUCUAUAAAAUUAAAUGCUGUAAAAGUAUUGCCAAAUGCUUUUGCAUAUCAGAAACAAAUUUAUAAAUAUUUUUAAGACAUCUCAAUGUACUAAAUCUUAUCCUGGUAUACAAAUGUAAUAUUCUUUCAAAAAGAAAAAAGAAAAAACCUAUGUCAAAUAAUUCAAGUACAAGUACUCAGAAUAGAAUAAAGUAUAAAAAAAAAAAAAAAAGAACAUGCAAGUUAAAUAGAGUUGACCUAAACCCUGUUGUACAGGGAUAGAGGUAUAAAUGGUUAUUUUAUUGUAAAAUACAUUGAAUUUUCUGUAUUCUCUGGUUCCAAUCAUACAUUUAUCCUUUAAAAAAUUAUGUAAGUCUUAAUUUUUAUUCCAGCUGUUAAUUUACCAAUUAGUUACCUUGUAAAUGAGAAGUUAAAAUAGCACCAAAUUUUAACUAGUUUUGAUUUAUAAGUUUGGUACUAUGAAGCAACUACUUAAAAAUUGUCAUUUUCAUUUUCAAAGGCUUCAAGAAUGAUUUUGUAUGCAAUGUUGUUUUAAAUUUUAACUAACCUUGUAGAAUUGUAGUACUGUUCAUUAUGUGAAAACCUGGAAGCCCUUCAGUUGUUCUUCAAGACCACAAACAGACUGGUUUUGGUCCCUUUUCACUUUGGCUAUUUCUAAGACUAGGACCUACUGUUUUGAAUUACCAUGAUUCACUCCUAGAUGCAGGAGACAAGAAAACAUUUAAUUCAUAACUUUUAUAUUAACCAGUAUAGUAAAAAAUAAAGCUCACACACAAAAACUAAGUUGCCUUCCCUUGAAUGAAUUCUGCCUGACUAAACUAAUGAAAGAAAAAUAAAAAUAAAAUUAACGGUAUGUAGUCUAAUCUGUAAAUGAAUGAAUAUUGAAAUAAUACACACUGUGGAUAUAUUUUAAGGCCUUACGUAGUUUUAAUUGUUCUGCUUGUUCUGUGGUUAUGUCUAAGACUAUAGUAUAUGAUUUUCUUCAAAGUAUAUCAAGUAUUGUGAAUGCUUUGGUUCAGAUGUGUCAAAUUAACAGUAAAGCAACAAAUAUAACACUCAGCUCUGUUGUUUGCAUUCUUGAACACUCCCCACUCCCUCACCAGAAAGAAUGAAAAAAUUACCAGUG